AUGGCUACUACUAAAAAUAUAGAAUUCUGGCGUGAAUUUAUAAACCUAUAUUGCGACCUACCUGCAGUUUGGAAAAUAAAAAGUGAUGAUUAUAAAAACCGUGAUUUAAAGUCUGAAUGUUAUGUAGAGUUAACAGACAAACUAAAAGAACUUCAACCAACUGCAGAUAUGAAUUGUACAAAAAGAAAAAUUAACACAUUAAGGUCCAAUUUUCGAAGAGAGUUGAAGAAUCAAAUCAAUAGUAGAAAAUCUGGAGCUUAUGCUGACGAUAUGUAUGAGCCCACUGUUUGGUAUUUUAAUGAUCUGGAGUUUCUAAGAGAUCAAGUAUCUGUAUCUGUAGCCAAAGCAACAAUAAUUACAAUGCAAGCUUCUUCCAUUUUUCAGGAAAAUUUGGUUGUACAAUUACAAUAG
This is a messenger RNA of Cinara cedri, 411 nucleotides long. The record is from the annotation of a GenBank genome assembly. NCBI's taxonomy places the organism in Eukaryota, Metazoa, Arthropoda, Insecta, Hemiptera, Aphididae.